Messenger RNA from Coprinopsis cinerea okayama7#130, 1031 nucleotides. Its product is annotated as TAF11. The record is from RefSeq and is a predicted model, not a curated record. Gene Ontology annotation, cellular component: nucleus; transcription factor TFIID complex. Gene Ontology annotation, biological process: transcription initiation at RNA polymerase II promoter; RNA polymerase II preinitiation complex assembly. The coding region runs from base 1 to 597 and encodes 198 amino acids. Gene Ontology annotation, molecular function: transcription coactivator activity; protein heterodimerization activity. Lineage: Eukaryota; Fungi; Basidiomycota; Agaricomycetes; Agaricales; Psathyrellaceae. The transcript has 4 exons.
AUGGCAGGAACACCGGCGCCAACUGAAAGCUCACAGCAACAGGCCUCGGCUCCCCAGCAGCUACCACCGCCUGGUCAGAUCCCCCUAGUCGCACCAGGCGCACCAGGCGCACCGCCGGACCUCUCGACAUUACUGGUUCCACCAGGUUCGACGGUAGUGGCGAAACAGGAGGAAGAGGCCGAUGGCGAGGAUGAUUUACUGCCCGCCAUGGCAGACGACGACUACUCUGCUCAAAUGUCGUUUCAGACGCAGUCAAAGGACAAUUUGAAAGUCCUAAUGGACAACUUUACGCCUGAGCAAUAUGACCGGUUCGAAGCGUACAGACGACAUUUGUUGCCCAAGCAAGCUGUCCGAAAGGUCAUUCAACAGACGCUAGGACAGCAGGUGUCGCAGCCUGUAGCACAGAUAAUCGCUGGUUUCUCAAAGGUGUUUGUUGGCGAGAUGGUCGAAAAGGCCCGCCAGGUACAAGCACGUCGAGGAGAAACUGGUCCACUUUCUCCAGACCAUCUACGAGAGGCGUACCGCAUGUACCAGGAAGAAACCGGACGAGUGGGUGCCGCUCGUCCAUUGCGAUCGAAGAAGCUCUUUGUUCGAUAGAGGCGCAGUUACCCUCGGCUCCAUCCUACACCCCGCUACCCGGUUGCUUGCGGCCGACAAUUCUUUGGACGCUACCAUUUGAUCCUCGGCAGCUUCACGAUUCUGCCAGUGUCGACAAAUCGCCACGCUCGUCCAACCGGUUAGCGCUCAAGUUCGUUUCAAAACCCCGGCUCUCAUCGCGAUAAUGGAUUGCAACCCACUCUCGGGCCUUCCAGCCUCCCGCACAUUCCUGUUGUUUUGUGCAAGGCUCAUGAACAUCAUUUCACUUUCGCAGCCGCAAACCACCAAGCCACGCUUCAAGGACCCUUCCUGUAAUCCAUACCCAUGGUAGCACGAUCUCACACUGUGGGGUCACGAUACAUCCUCGUGUAUCGCACGGACCAAUGUCUUCAGUGUAUCGCCAAUUCAAUUCCUUAGUUGCUCAAGCAAGCAUC